AUGGCAAUAGCUCGUUCUGUAGCAAUUAUUGGUGGAGGAAUAGGUGGUUUGACAGUGGCCAAUACUUUAAUGCGUGUAGGAAUGUCUGUUUCAUUAUAUGAACGUGCCCCUUAUUUUAUUCCAACGGUCGGCGCUGGAUUUGGCCUUCAACCAAACGGACAAGCAGUACUCGCACACAUUGGCUUUAAAGAAAAAGUUGAACAAAUCGCGCAUCCCCUUCUUAUAUGGCAGAUUAUUAAUGGUAAUGGUGGUAUGAUUCUUUCAUCAAAUAGACCUGCUAGUUUUGGUAAACGGUUUGGUUUCUCUUUCGGAGGUACUAUUCGUGCAGAACUUGUUGAUAUAUUGAAAGCACCCAUAGAAGCAUGUGGUAAUUUACACUAUAAUCAUAAUGUUAUCAAUAUUACACAAGAUUCUGAUGGUGUAACGAUUUAUUUCGAAAAUGAAAAACAGAAAAACUCAAUUCGUGUAGACAUGGUCGUGGGAGCCGAUGGUAUUCAUUCAACAGUUGUUAAAAAAAUAUUUCCACAAACUCCUCCACCAAUCUAUACGAAAGAAAAUAUAUUCUAUGGUGUAAUAGACAAUAUCGAUCAGCAAACAUCUGUUAAUUCGUUAAUUAGAGCUAAGAACACAUUAACACAAUUCGUUGAUCGUGGUGAAUUUCUAGCCUAUCGAAUUGGUCAGCAUGGAGAAAUGAUGUGGGGAACCACCUAUCCAUCUGAUGCACCUCCGUCGACCAGUGGAGAUAUUGAAUGGACAGAAAUAAAUAAUAAACGAGAAUUAGAUAACGUAUUAAAGAGAUUUCCUAAAAAACAUCCUAUCCAUGAAUGUGCAGCGGCAACUGGUCAAAAACGUUUGCUUCAUUUCGGAUUAUAUUAUCGUCAACAUCGCACAGAUGGAUGGCAUCGUGGUCGGGUCUGUUUACUGGGUGAUUCAUGUCAUGCAACAUUGCCCUAUGUCGGUCAAGGAGCUAAUAUGGCUAUUGAAGAUGCAAUUUCACUUGCAACAUGUUUAGAAAAGAAUAGCUUUCGAAUUGAGCCAUCAUUUCAGGAUUAUUAUAAUCAACGUUUUGAUCGAACAAAGCGUAUUGUUAAUUCGGCACGAUAUUUAGGUUUGAUCUUACAUUCACAAAAUCCUAUUAUAGCAUCAAUAGGACGACGUUUAGGUCCAUUUAUGAUGAAGUCUGAACGAUUUAUGAAAAUGAUGGAAGAUGAAUUUUAUAACAAAUGUCCGAUCCCGAUGAAACCGUUGUAA
Messenger RNA from Rotaria sp. Silwood1, 1251 nucleotides. Lineage: Eukaryota; Metazoa; Rotifera; Eurotatoria; Philodinida; Philodinidae. The record is from the annotation of a GenBank genome assembly.